AUGACUGGAGGAUCAUGUGGAGAAGUGGUGCGUUCUAUUUUACGAUCCCACUGCGAUGGCUCUCAAGGCAGUAUUGAGUACAUCGAGUUGUUUUUGGAUUUCGAGAACGCUUCUCCUCGUGAAGAAGAGCGCUACCUGUUUGAUCUGUGCGAAAAGAUAAUAAACCAGUGCACGGAAGUGCUUGCCGAUGUCAAGUGCUAUGGGAAAGGUGCAACUGACGAAAUCCGGCAGUCGCUCCAAAAUCCACACGAUCUAGCCCUAAGGGAUUUGGCUUUGAGUGUGGUUGCCGAUUUCGUAGCGCGGAUACGGUGUUACUUCGAACUUUCACUCAGGAUUGAGAAGCUGGUGCCAGAAUUGUUGUGGGAUCUUUGUUCUGGGCCACUUCCACCAGAAGAGCAAUUAGACAGAAAGCAGUCGUUAGCUCGACAGUUAGCUCGUCUAGUUGACUUCGUCUUGGAUUUUGACGCAGUGAAGAUGUGCACUCCUGCUCUGCAGAACGAUUUUAGCCACUAUCGGCGUGGUAUUGGGUUAGGACUACUCGACAACAGCGCCUCGGAGGUGGAGUUAGCUAAUUCCAUAUCGCUAUUUCUUGCCGCUCCUACUCCAAUGUUGUCGAGUUUGAGCUCUGCAACACUGGAGUUUGUCCGAUCUCAUCCAACACUUCCAAUCGGAAACACAACAGAUACCCUUGCUACCAUUGUUAGCGUGUGUCGGUAUAUGGUCGGGUCACCUGAGGUGGCUGAGCGUAUAACGGAGGCAACACGAUUGUUUUGCGUUCGAGUAAUGGUUGGAUGCCUCAUUUUAUACGAUCACAUUGACGAAAAUGGAGCUUUUGUGAGAGAGUCACCCAUCAAUCUCCGAGCAGUCGUCAAUGUUGUCAAGGAGCAAACACAACCCCCACAGACUGAAGCUCUGUUGAACGCACUACGCUAUACUUCCAAGCAUUUUACUCAAGCUUCAACUCCAAAAUCUGUUCGAGCUAUUCUCGCCUAA
Messenger RNA from Ostertagia ostertagi, 993 nucleotides. The record is from the annotation of a GenBank genome assembly. NCBI's taxonomy places the organism in Eukaryota, Metazoa, Nematoda, Chromadorea, Rhabditida, Trichostrongylidae.